Molecule: messenger RNA, 6544 nt
Organism: Amoebophrya sp. A120
Lineage: Eukaryota; Dinophyceae; Syndiniales; Amoebophryaceae
Source: the annotation of a GenBank genome assembly
AAAUGCUGGAUUUGAGCGAGAACCACAUUUUCAAGAUCCAGAACCUAUCACGCAGAAAAAAGCAGGCAGAUCGCAUUUGUAAUGCAAAAAUAAAUACACAAAAAAAUCUGUGCUGCAUAGCUCAAGCAGCAUGCUGCGGGACCGCCCAUGACAGAUUUUUUUGUGUGUUUGUUCUUGCACUACAAGUGUUGGUCAUGGAAAUCGAUCCCGCACACACGUAACACGAUCGCCCCAAAUGACGCCUGUUCCCAAUGAAAUGACAGUUCUGAAUGACCUGAACUAGCUAGAUCCUUAGGGAAAUGGUCAGAAUCUAUCUAGAUCCUAAAGGAAACUCUUCACCAUGUUCCGCGAAUCCCCCAAAUACUACGAAGGCAAAGCCAUCAGGAUCGUAGUGAAAUGAAUGGACUCAGCUCGGUCCAGACGUUCAGAAUGGUCGCCCUGGGGGACUUGACUCCCGCCAGGGUCGAGCACCAAUCUGAGCAGGUUGAGGAGUGGACUCCCAUGCUGUUUUGCCACUUGACUCUGACCAGGUUCGGUCCAUAUGAAUGCGCUGAAUUUGGAUGAAUUGAACCUACAGGAUGUAACGCAGCAAGAGACUUGCGUCACUUGCUUGCUUACUUGCAAUUGAGAGAAUUCAUUGAACUGCUGUUGAUAACGAGCUCAGUGGAGCAAACGUGUGUAAGUGUGUGCGAGUGUUCUCAAGUCCACUAACACUACGCUACGCCUUGAGACUCAAGCCGGCUCUUCUAGUCAGAUAAGUUAGAUUGAAGAUGGGCCAAGAGGCGAAAUUGACGGCGAAGCUGUCCAGCGCGCAGGACUGGCGCGCCUGGCAUCGCGGGGUCACGAACGAGGUUUCUCGCCUCGGGCUCCAGGAGUAUUGGGAUAAUCGUCUUGCUGGUAACCCUCCGGGGAUUCCGCAGGCGAACAAUACUGCCAAUAAUGCGAUCCGGGAGAAGUGGCGCGACCUGAGGGAUGCCAUCUACAAGUCGCGCACCGGGUCCGUGUCCACGUGGGUCAACAGUCAGCACUACAUCAACGACGACGCUGCGCAGUUGUUCAUGCGUGUUCGUGAUGUGGGUCGCUUCAAUGUUGCAUCCCGUGACCAGCAGCAGAUCAAGACCUCCUCGAUCGACGCCAUGCAUUUCGACAACCGCGACGCGCCGAAGGAUGCUCCGACGUUCCUGGCCCAGAUCCACGACUUGAUGGAGAUGGCGCCGAGUGUCUACGUCCCGGAGCCCGGGCGUCCGGCUGAAGAUCAGCAUGUCAAGAACAUUCUGGACAAGUUGCCCAAGAUGUUUGCGUCGGCCUUCCGCCAGACCAUCGACCGCUGCGUGGACGAGUCCGAUCGCAUCACCUUGCAGGAGAUCGGGAACCGUCUCGAGAAGAAGCUCGCGCAGUUGGUCAAGGAGGGGUCGCACAAGAUUGCGAACCCGUCCUUCGGCAAGGCCUUCCCGGUCGUUGAGGAGAAGUCGAAGAAGAACAAGAAGGGAAAUAAGCGUCAGAAAAAUGACGACGAUGACGAGGAGCCGGACUCCGCUGAUGAUGGUCAGAAUGCUGCUUCUGGCAAGGUGUUCUCGGCGAAAGCCUUGAAACGCAUGAAAGCCAAACUACGCAAGCAGACCGAAGCGAGUGUCCUGGCUGCCCAUGGCCUGCCCCCGAAGUCUAACACUAAGGGUGGAAGUGGCCAGAAAGGUGGUGGCAAGACUGGUCGGAACCAGAGCACUCCCUACAACACUGUGACCAAACCCAAAUGCUGGAUCUGUGGCAAGGAAAACCAUAAGGCGGACCGCUGCCGCUGGAAUCCUAACAAUCAAGGGAAAGGUCAGUGGGGUGGUGCCUGGGGAAACCAGCAGCCGCAGUGGUGUCCGCCGGUGAACCAGAACCAGAUGAACAACCAGAAUCAAGGGCAAGGAGCCGGUGGAAAGCAGGGCGGUUGGGUCUGGCAAGGACCAGCCUGACCAGAUCACGGAGGAGUUUAUAUCUCGGAGCAUGGUAGUUGUGUGCUAAAUUUCGAGAAUUUAGGGGAUUCUGAUGUAGAUUCUUCUAGCUGUUUUACUGCACAGACCAAGGACGAAGUGAGCUUGGUCGAUUCAUGUGCAAACAAGUAUUUAUCUAGACACAAAUCGGAUUUUAUUGACAUCUCGAGCAACGUCUGUCGCAUCAACGGCACGGCCGGGGCUCGUGAUGGUUUUGUAGGAAAACUGAAGGAAAACGCUCUAGGUUUGCCCUAUGGCGUCUAUUUUAAACACUUGCCAAGAGAUAUUGAUCGUAUUCUUCCGUGGCUCGGUGAGGACAAUCUCAGUGAUCGUGGGUGGGAUCUGAACUACAACAGCUCUGGCGGUUCCUUAGUCAACAGGGAAUCCGGUCAGAUGCUACCAAUCAAGAACCACGAGAGGUUGACCCUCCCAGUCCUUGGGUGUGAUCUUUUCGUGAUGGGCCUCCGGGGUCAGGCGACUAGAGACACCGCGGAAGAUAUUGCAUGCAUUACAAUCGAAGAAAGUAUUGCUAGUUGUCACCUUACGCGUCUAGAACAACAUAGAAGAUUCGGACACUUUCAUGUAGAUGGUCUUAAUGUCCAGUGUCCUGAAUGCGACAAAGCGAAAGGCGCAAGAAGCUCUCACGCCAAGGAGCGAGACACUAGUAAUUACAAACCUGAACCAUUGAAACUACUAGCGAUGGACUUCGCGGUAGGUAUUAAACCUGUAUCGAUUCGGUCACGCACCUGCGUGCUUGUGGUCAUCUGUGAUGCCAUCAAGAAGUGUUUCUGUGUCCCUCUUAAGCUGAAAAGUGACUGCGUUGAGGUUUUGGAAGAAUUGAUCAAAGGCAUUCGCCAGACCUACGCUUUGACCCUCGAGGACAAGGUGGUAUGGUUCGUCCGUAGGGACAGUGAGCCAGUUCUGGGCAGUGACUCCAUGACCAAGGUCAUGCAAUCGCUGCGGGUCGGUGAUGCUCCUGCGGUUCCCUACAACCCAGAGCAGAACGGAACCUGCGAACGCUUUAUGCGGACCAUAUUCGGCGCUGUGCGUGCGAUGUUGGUGAACGUGGACAAGCGUCUGUGGUGCUACUCGGUCGAGUACGCUGCAGCAUGCUGGGACCGCCUUCCGCAUAAGUAUAGCAAAAUGCCUGAGUACGACGGAAAGACUCCUGCAGAAAUUCUGGAUGAGAGAACUGGAAGAAAUAGCUCGAAAGUUGGCACAAGGAUGCUAAGGCGUUUUGGUUGUCUCGUUUAUUUUCGUGAACAAGUCAAGAAAGGCGAAGCUCAUGAAGCUCCUGAGGGGGGAGUAGAAGUGGUUGCUCCAAAGCUGUCCGCGCCAUUUCGUCGUGGUGUAUUUCUCGGCCUUUGUCCUAAGUCUUCGGGCUGGCGGGUUGGGACGUAUGUCACGGACGGCCGGUCCGCCGCGGGACAUCGUUGGAUGGAGUAUUCUACCAUCGACGUCAAGUUCCGUGAGGAGUACCUCGUGAAGAAUAUUGAAGACCUAGUUCCUAACUCCAAAGGUAUCUAUGUCGAGUGUGACGCAAUCGAGGCCCUACCUAGUGGAGCGUCGUGUGCGCCAUCUCUCCCGUGUGUCGGUCUGAUCAAAAGGGCUGAGCACCGGCUGGGGGUGGAUGUCUCGGAGCACACUGGUAGGCAGCCUGACGGUCCUGAAGAGACGUUGGUAGUUGAAAGUCUGGAUAGGGAAGAUGAUCCGGGCCAGAUAGAUCCCGAGCCUGAAGGUGUUAAACCUGAGGAGGGGAAUCUGGACGAUCACCCCACUCACAGCAGCUUAUCUAGUCCAAGAAAGGCGAGCCCGUCUCCGGCAAGGAUUGUGGCUGGCAACCGCAACUCCAAGCCGCGAGGUCGUGGUCGUCCCAAAGGGAGAAAGGACAAGACAAAGCGCGUGAGACGUACUAAGAAAGAGCUCGCAGAAUUGAGAAAGGACGCUAGUGCCUUUGCCGCAGCAAUAGCAGCACAGGAUGAUCGCGAGGAAGGUGAGGAAUUCCUCGACGUCCAGUGUUACUUGACUACAUCGGCCAAGUUGGAUCCUGCUCGUUGCAAAGACUCAGUCGAAUGGAACGCAGCAACCAACAAGGAAGAUUGUAGACUUGAAGCCUAUAAAGUGUGGGAGCCAGCUACUGACGAGGAGCUAGCGACCGCAAAGCAGGUUUUGCCUAUUGCUAUCCUUCUUACCGAGAAGCGUGACGGUACGAAGAAAGCGCGAGCAGUAGUACUCGGUAAUCUAGAUCGUUCGGGCGAGCUGGACACUUUCGCUCCUGUUGUGUCCCAUGCCGCUAACAGGUUACUUCUAGCCGCUGCAGCCGCAGACGGUGAUGAUGUGAUCCCGUUCGACCUUGAUAGUGCGUUUCUCAAUGCCUUACUUGAUCGCGACGUCUUCUGCCGCUUGCCACCCAUCUGGGCGAAGAAGCACGGCGUGGAGAUCGUCAAGCUCAAGAAAGCGCUUUACGGCUUGAAAGACGCCCCCAGGCUCUGGUAUAAGAAGUAUGAGGAAGUACUGACCAAGCUAGGUUGGGAACCCUGUCCCUCUGCGCCAGGUCUGUGGAAGAAACCGAGCUUGGAACACCCUGGGAAGUUUCUGAAGUUGGCAGUGUAUGUCGACGAUAAUCUUAUCACAGGUCCUCCGACUGGGUCCGAGUUGGCUGGAGAACUUGCGGAGAUCUUGCACCACGUCAAGGGGCGCAUGAUCGACGUCGAGCUUGUUCCGGAGUUUAACUCUGUGUCCAAGAAGUUUGACUUCCUAGGGUCAAUAGUGUACUACAACUGGAAUCUACGAACCGUUAGGAUCGUGAUGACAGAGUACAUAUCCAAGAUUUGUAAGAAAUUCCACGUCUCAGAAGCGGGCAAGCCGGUCCACUCGCCAAACUUCGAUGAGUCUGAACUCGCUAAAGAAGUUGAAGGAGCUAAAGUUAUUGAAGGUUUUCCCCUUCGAGAGGUCGUUGGCUCUCUGCAGUGGGCUGCAACCACUUGCAGGGUAGACAUUGUUGUCCCGGUUGCCACUGUCGCCAGAUACGUGGGCAAGCCGGCGACUCGGCCUGUCGUAAACGCCUGUAAGAAGAUUCUGAAGUAUCUAUUGACAACGAAGGAGCAGGGUCUGUCGUAUAGUCCGGAAAUUGAGGAAGAAUUCAACAGAAUCUACAGCAAGCUACUGCCCGACGGGAGAGACUUGCCUGAUGUGAAUCUGUUUUCGGAUGCUAGUUUUGCGAACUGUUGCAAGACCAUGCGAAGCACUAGUGGUAGCAUUAUGUACUUCCGCGGCUUCCCGAUCUGUUGGCGUAGCAACCGGCAGACCGUGAGGGCGUACUCCACGGCGGAGGCGGAGUAUAUAGCUGCUUCCGACACUAUUGUGCUGAGCGAGCAGAAUGACUUUACAGAGUUCUUCAAACCUCUACCCACUGUCAUGGUGGAAAAGCAGAAUGGCUUAUCUCCCUCCCUGGAUGAUGCCAUAUUGUGGAUCGACAACCAGUCCGCGAUAACUACAGCUAAGAGCACAGACAACAAACCGAAAUCGAGGCACUACGCACUGCGAUAUCUCCGCGUGAGAGACGCAGCGAGCCAGAUCAUGUUCUGCCCGACCUACCUAAUGAAGGCAGACGGUCUCACGAAGCUCGAGUGUAGUGUGCCGCAGAGACGCUUACUCUUGCACCAUAUUGAUAACCCCGACCCUAAGUCUUUUAUUUGUGACUCCUCUGACGAUGAGGAUGAUUUAGACACGUUUAUAGAGGGGAAUCACAAGGGCAAGGCUAAAGUAGGCUAUACUUAUUCGAUUUAUUUUGGUUUCUAGAGGGGAUAGCUAGUUCACCACAGCGCGCUCAGGAGGGGAGUGUGGUAGGACGCUAUCCAGAUUAGCACCACCGCCGCAGCGAUUGAGGAGGGGUGUUGGUCAUGGAAAUCGAUCCCGCACACACGUAACACGAUCGCCCCAAAUGACGCCUGUUCCCAAUGAAAUGACAGUUCUGAAUGACCUGAACUAGCUAGAUCCUUAGGGAAAUGGUCAGAAUCUAUCUAGAUCCUAAAGGAAACUCUUCACCAUGUUCCGCGAAUCCCCCAAAUACUACGAAGGCAAAGCCAUCAGGAUCGUAGUGAAAUGAAUGGACUCAGCUCGGUCCAGACGUUCAGAGUGGUCACCCUGGGGGACUUGACUCCCGCCAGGGUCGAGCACCAAUCUGAGCAGGUUGAGGAGUGGACUCCCAUGCUGUUUUGCCACUUGACUCUGAACCCGAUUGGUCCAUAUGAAUGUGAUGAAUUUGGAUGAAUUGAACCUACAGGAUGUAACGCAGCAAGAGACUUGCGUCACUUGCUUGCUUACUUGCAAUUGAGAGAAUUCAUUGAACUGCUGUUGAUAACGAGCUCAGUGGAGCAAACGCGUGUAAGUGUGUGCGAGUGUUCUCAAGUCCACUAACAACAAGUAUGCUAUGCCUGUUUUUUUCUCUGGGAUAAAACCUUGAGUAUGGUAGUGCGCAACUUGGUCGUCGUCCUUCCCCUCACUUGAAAGUGCGCUGGCUGGGCUUUAACACAAACGUGAAGCUAUCAUCUGAAGAUCAAUCCAGC